Messenger RNA from Centropristis striata (black sea bass), 10955 nucleotides. RefSeq names its product family with sequence similarity 120 member C (gene fam120c). Lineage: Eukaryota; Metazoa; Chordata; Actinopteri; Perciformes; Serranidae. The coding region runs from base 1020 to 4127 and encodes 1035 amino acids. The record is from RefSeq and is a predicted model, not a curated record. The transcript is spliced from 17 exons. Gene Ontology annotation, cellular component: nucleus.
CGAGGAAGUCGCAAGAUGGCUGAUGUCGCUUGGAAGUAAUGUUCCCCUCUGCAACAUGAAGCCGUGAGUGUGGAAGAAAGCGAGGGAGGCACCAUCGGGCUUUUAUUUUUAUUUUUAUUUUAGUUACUUUUCUUUUAUUUCGUCAAACAUCCAUCUCAUUCCGCGUCGUGUCCGCCCCGGACUUGUCUUCGGGAGUUGACGCGUCAAAUCACGCCGGGGACCCUGCCAGCAGCUAGCAGCUAGCCGCAGCGUUAGCAACUGUUAGUGGAGCUAGCCAGACACACAGCUUGUUACUUUGUUUUACUUGAUAUUCUGACACCUGCGAACCAACAAGCUACCGGUACAAAUGUGCUGAAAUUUGCCCAAGGUAGUGCAGACUAAAUGUCAAAUAUUCUAGCUGUCAGAUACAAAAAUAACGAUUUUGCAAGCUGCUCGGUUAAACAUGUCCGCGAACUGGCCAUCCAGCCUAUGGGUUGCUAACUAAUGCGCAGUAUUGCAUCUGUUUCAUGUGCACAAACCAGCAGGAUAGUUAUUUUAUUGGCAUUUUAAAAAAUAAUAUCCACCACCUUGCUGCAUUUCCGUUAUCUGCUGCCAACUACAUUUUCGAAGCUGGUUUUGUCAAAGCCAAAUUAUGGGAGCAGAAAAUGUGUUGAACUUUUUCUGGUGGUAGGUAGCUACACUGGCCUUGCUGGCAUCUCACCAAAAAUCCACAGGGAUGGACACUAAACUGAGCACCCACGACCAAAACUGAGGAAUUGGCAUUUUUCGAUAUCUCGGAAUAAGUAAGUUGACACACGUGUACAACAGUGCACGGUGACUCAUUUCACUUGUCUGGGUGGCAGAUAAGUUGUUUUGCAGGGUUAACUAAACUACAGUUAGUCACUACAUCGGAGACCAGUUAGCUUGCCUAAAGUGCACAGCUAGCUCACGGUCUCGCCCCACAUCACAUCACAACCACGGCGUACAGAACGUAUUCAGAGCCCGCUCCCGGCCAGACACACAGGCUCAACAACACCGUCAUGGGAGUUCAGGGUUUUCAAGAGUAUUUAGAGAAGCGGUGUCCCGGGGCCGCAGUCCCGGUGGACCUCCUAAAGCUUGCCCGUACCGCGGCCCGCCAGCCCCCUCACCACCAUCACCCACACCACCACCCACAUCACCCCGGGCCCAUGCCUCCCCCGCCCCCGCCUGCAAGGAUCCUAAUCGACGCUGACUCCGGCCUGCAGCGCCUCUACGGCGGCUACCAGACGGACUGGGUGUGCGGGGGCGAGUGGAACGCCAUGCUGGGCUACCUGGCCGCCCUGUCACAGGCCUGCCUGUACCAGGGUGGCCUGGAGCUGGUCGUGGUUUUCAACGGCACACUGGGGAAGGAGCGCUGGCCCGAGUGGGCGCGGCGAGCUCAGGGCCAGCGACAGACGGCGCAGCUGAUAGUCAACCACGUCGGCAGCAAGGCCACCCCGCCUCCCCGGGCAUGGUUCCUGCCCCCGGCCUGCCUCAGCCACUGCGUCCGCCUCGCCAUGUUCCGCUUCCGAGUGCGGGUUGUACAGACUUUGGAGGACCACCACCAGGAAGUGCUGUCUCUGUACAGGGACUUUGGAUUUGCAGGCCUAAUUGCUCAGGAUUCUGAGUUUGCCCUCUGCAACGUACCCGCCUACUUCUCGUCGCACGCGCUCAAGCUGAGCUGGAACGGCAAGAACCUGACCACACACCAGUACCUGUUGUCUGAGGCCGCCAGGCAGCUCGGGCUGAAGACACAGCACCUGCCCUGCUUCGCUGCUCUGCUGGGAAAUCAUAUUCUGCCUGAUGAGGACCUGGCUGCCUUCCACUGGAGUCUGCUGGGACCAGAACACCCACUAGCUUCUCUCAAGGUGCGAGCCCACCAGCUGGUGCUGCCGCCCUGUGAGGUGGUGAUCAAGGCCGUCUCGGAGUACGUCUCCUCCAUCAAAGACCUGGGAAACCUCGAUGCCAUCGCCAGAGAUGUCUUCAAACAGUCACAGUCUCGUAUGGAGGACAAGGUGGAGCGAUUCAAGAAAGCUGUGGAGUAUUUCUCAGCUGCCUCCAAACCUCGCUCGCCCAACAUGGGGCCCUCCUCUUUCAUCCUACCUGGGUUUGGUUUUGGGGGACCACCUGGCCACAUGGGACCUAUGCAGCCUGGAAAGAAUCAGUUCCCUCCUCCGCAGGUUCCGGGGUUAAAGCCACCCUAUCAAAAUGCUCCGUAUGGACCUGGCUCCACCCCUCUGUUCCAGAACGCGCCGCCACCGUCCCAAGACUGCAACGAUUCGCUGACGGGCAAGAUGGGCUUCUCUGAUUGGUCGGCUCCAUAUGAUUCCACUCAGGGGGGAAAUCGAGUACCCAAUCAUCACACCGCCACUCAGUCUGUUCCCUCUCCGUCUCCUUCAUCGUCAUCAGAUGGAGAUGAACCCAACGACAGCAACACAAACCAUUUGACGGACAAGCCCUCUCGGUGGGAGGAUCCCGCUGGACGGGCGGGCUCGGCCUCUGGAGACGGCUCACAAGGCAACGGGAGCUCGUCACACAUUCCGUCACUGCUGUCUAUGGCGACGCGGAGUCACAUGGACAUAACCACGCCCCCUCUGCCUCAGGUCAGUGCUGAGGUUCUUCGUGUAGCUGAGCACAGACACCGAAGAGGACUGAUGUACCCCCAGAUUUACCACAUAUUGACCAAGGGAGAGAUGAAGAUGCCAGUGUGUAUAGAGGAUGAGUGUAACUCUGAGCUGCCUCCUGCCUCUCUGCUGUUCCGUGCUGCCAGACAGUAUGCCUACGGCGUCCUCUUCAGUCUGGCUGAAACACACCGCCGCCUGGAGAGGCUCGCUCUCCGCAAGAGGGCUCCUCUAGAAGUUCCUCCGGUGAUCGUCAAAGAGUGGAGCAGCGGUAAAGCCAAGUCGGCCCUGACUCCGGAGCUGGUCCCGGCCCUGUGUUUCCGGGAGUGGACCUGCCCCAACCUGCGGCGGCUGUGGUUGGGUCGUGCCAGUGAGGACCGCUCCAGAAGAACCAGGGCCUUCCUGGCCUGCCUACGCUCCGACUGCCCAGCCCUCCUCAACCCAGCACAAGUCCCACAGCAUCUGCUGCUCAUGUGCUGCGUGCUCAGGUAUAUGAUGCAGUGGCCUGGAGGGAGGAUCCUCCAGAGACAUGAGCUAGAUGCCUUUCUGGCUCAGGCUGUUUCCAGCCAGCUCUAUGAACCCGACCAGCUCCAGGAGCUCAAGGUGGAGAAGGUGGAUGCUCGCGGCGUGCAGCUGGCGUCUCUCUUCAUGGCUGGUGUCGACACGGCGCUGUUCAUCAACGACGUGUGCGGCCAGCCGCUGCCAUGGGAACACUGCUGCCCCUGGGGCUUCUUUGACGGCAAACUGUUUCAGAGCAAACUGGCCCGGGCCGCUCGGGACCGGGCCGCCCUGCUGGACAUGUGUGAGGGGCAGGAGGAGCUGGUGUCCAAGGUAGAGAAGAUGCGUCAGGCAAUCCUCGAGGGCAUCAACCUGUCCCGCCCUCCUCCUCCUCCCCCUCCUCUUCCACCUCCUGCCUUCCUCCCCCCAGCCAUGGUGCCCCCUUUCUACCCAAUGCCUCCCCUCUACCCGCCUCGCCCCAUGGGAGGCAUGCCUCCUCAUCAUCACCCACAUCAUCCACAUCAUCCUGCCCAGCACAGACCCAGAGCCUUCCCAGGCCUUCAGUCCAUCCCUCCUCAGGGAGGGAAACUGGAGAUAGCCGGCAUGGUCGUUGGCCAGUGGGCUGGGAACAAACCAGUCCGUGGGAGAGGAGGGUUCAACAUGCAGGUGGUGUCAGUGGGAGCAGGGAGAGGGAGGGGUAAAGAGAUUCCAGCUAAAGUUCGAGGGGUGAAAAAGGCACCAACCAACAGAUCACAGACGUCGCCUCCUCCCCCAUCCAGCAGUCCCCCAAAGCCCUCAGAGGAGGCGGCCUCCUCGCCAGAGGUCUCGACUCAGCAGCUGAACGGCAGCUCAGCAGCCUCCGCCAUCGGCCAGCCCUUGGAGCUGGCCCCCCUGGCCCAGCCAAUCCCGUGUGCCUUAGCCAGCAGAGACAACCAAUCAGAGGGGGAAGUGGAGGCCCCCUGUUGCCUUGACGACUGCCCGUCAGAUGGAGCGCUACAGAAGGAAGAGUGAUGGCGUCCUCCCCGGGACGCUCCGCUCAGAGAGAGUUCUCUGUGUUUGACUGCCUUUCCCUGUUUUUGUAGCCCCGCCCGCUGACUGUGCACAUUACCACACGGAGCAGCAGGGACAGCGAGGCUCCUCCCCGCCGUCCCUGCUGCUCCCUGUGAUAGGCUCAAACAGUCAGCUGUUACUUCCUUUUUAGUUUUCUCAUGUGGUUUUACAUUGUUUUACGAAGAGAGGUUUUCUCCAUGAGUCUGUAAGCGCCCCACCCCUCAAAAAUCCUAAACGCCUCCCUCCCGCACUCAGAGUAAAAUAAGCUUGAAGCCCCACCCCCACAUUACAACCCACCACUUAAACGAUAACUUAUUUUAAACUUAUUUUGUGUUUUCUUAGAUGGUCCCAUUGUUUGAAUCUCUGCACGCAGAUGUUAAGCUUGCGGUUACGGUGACAGAUUGGAUGUGGUCGGUAGUUUGUGUGUGGAUGCGGUUUGUUGCCAUAGCCAUUUCGUGUGAGGUUUUGUCUUACAUGAACUCAGAGUUUGACUCUGGAGUCAGAUUUUAACAAAGUGACCCUCGUCCCCCCCAAAGCACUUCUGAACACACACUGUUAGUAUACUUACUAGCAACGAACCCCUUUUUAUUGAUUGAUUGGUUAUCUAUCACAGGAGCACUUCUGCACCACCAUGGUAUUAGCGUGCUGUCUUACUUUGACCCAUGUAGCAUAGCCGAGUGCUUAGCUGUGCUAAGAGACCCCUGAAUUUAUGCACCUUAAGCCCUAAAGUAUGCAAGAUAUUACCCCGCUCCUCCAAAAAAAGUGCAUUAUUAUAUUAUCUUCCCAUCCCCUUUGUCCCCUUACUCCCAAAGCUUUGAUUGUAUUCUCCCAACAGAAGCACUUAAAUGUUGUAUUUAAAUAGAAUGAAUUUGAUUAAGCCCCUAUACAGGUGAAUUGACAGUCUGAGAGGGGUGACCCCUGCGCCUAAGUAAAUCAUUAUGACAUGUGGAACUACAUUUUAAAGGUAGAGAUCUAUUUGAGAGACGUCAGAAUGUGACAGUGGUUUCAGACAAAGAAGCACUUUGUUUUAAAAAGAAAAUGUUAAACCACACUGGACAGUCUUCUACCAGGUGAUAAAAGAAACUCUGAGGCACCUUCUGGAGUUAAAAGGCCAAAAAAGAAAAAAAGAGAGAAAAAGAAUAACGCUGCCCGGCGAAAAGAUGGAAGUGAACAGUGAGGAUUUUGGGUAACUGCUGCCAGGCAGAGUUCCCUCCAGACUGGCCUCACAUGUUCAGUCAUGAACUUUGCAAUGAAGAUGAAAAAAUUCUCCACGUCGAGGAUUCCUGGGAAUCUUUUCAGAUUUCUAUGUAACAAAAAGAAAUAUUUCCAAAGUGUAUUUUAAAAAGGCUCGCCGACUGAGGCAGCCGAUGAUAUAAAACCAGGGGUGUGGCAACAAAGCCUCAAAGAUCCCCCCCCUCCACCCUCUGGUGGUGAUUGAGAAACGGUUGUCAGUACGAUAGCCCAGCACCAUGAGCCUCACGCAGAGCUCUGGUGUGUCACUUUAGACCAGCAGGAAGCACUUCCCUGCCCUUGAAGUACCUCUGCCCAAACAUGGCGGAGAGGCUUUAUGGGUCGGAUCACAUGACAGGAGAGAGGGAGGCCUCACGGCGGAACCCGAGUGUGUGCCGCUCACAAUCUGAGACUUCUAAGAUAAUGUUUUAUUAGAGCACUUAUGUUUGUAGAGAGCAAGAUGUGUCCCCCAUAAGUAGGUUUCAUCUGACUACGGAAAUACAACUUACCGACAGCUGGUAGCACAACUGCAGUAAGACCGACAGAUACUGCCUGAGAGAUGCUGGCCAUGAACAUUAUAAUCUCUGUAAAGAGAGGUUGAAAUGAGCUCACUAUGUUAAACAGAAAAAGUCAACAAAGAAGCACCUUAUUUUCUUACUAUGUUGAUGACUUGCGCUCUGUCGUGUGCCACAGAAUUGACAUGGAAAAAGCUCUUACGAAAUGCCAUUAUGGAAGGAAAAAACCCUGACUAUGUAUGUAAGUGUUAAUGUAGUCGCGUCAGACAUCCCCUCAGUUAUGAACUCAAACCAUGACAGUUGACCCAGCCAGCCGUGAGCGUAGGCCUACGCUCGCCAUCACGGGCUGGGCCGCGCCGCCGUCUCUUACACCAACACCAAACGAAAUCAGAGGUUUGUUAGCCGUUUAUUGGUAGGGAUUUAAAAAGUGCUGUAGGUGUUUUAUAGGUUAAGAGUAGCGUCGGGCUUAAACACAGGACUGUAAUACACAGACACCAAGACUAGGCUAGAGAAUAUAGCUCCACUGGCCGAAAUACUAAGUCUAGAAUUACUAGGAGUCAUAUACUUAACUGCUUUCAACUUUUGACAUUAGUACAAAUAUGUGUAUCGCAACAGUACAUUGUUAGAAGAUGGCUUUUUUCUGCGGCGAGCCAGAGUGUGAUCUGGUAUACGAUGCCCUCUCUCGAUUCGCUCGCCACACACACACACCUAACACAUAACACACGCACACAUACACAUAACACAAACGUACAUAAAAACACACGACAAAUAAACAGGUAUUCAGUUGCAUUUGUUACCAGCAGCAUUCUCUCUGCUUUUGUGCUGAAGUGAUUUUGUGCAGUUUCCCAGUGGAGUGGUCGUCAGUUCAUCAGAGAUCAUUUUGGUAACACAUUCUACUGACUCUUCGAAAAAAAGGUUUAAAAAAAACAGAUGAAAUCCCACAUUUUCAAGUUUUGCAUGGACGGAUUAGAAAAUACAUGUUCGAGGUGUCACAGAAACAGAAACAACCAUCCAAACACGCAGAACGCGUCACAUUAACAUAACACACACACACACACACACACACACACACACACAGAAACAUAGAUGUUAAACCCUGAGUUACACAGUAGCUAGUAUGGAAAAAAAAAACACAAUACAUGAUGUAGUGUCCCUCUCUCGUCCUUGUCUGUUUUAGUUCGAUAGAUAUUUGAUCAGUGAUUUUUAUGCUUGUUCUCCUAACCCCCCCUCCCCUCUGCUAUGACACCUUUUCUCGCCCCUUCCCUCCCCGAAAAUGUUCAUUCACUUCUCUCUGCCCCUUAAUCUUCCUCAUAGAGUACAUGCAUCCACUCACAAACACUCACACUUACACACACCCGCGCCAUGCCCACUGACUCCCAUUAAAAGCAGUCACACACACAAGACACACACAUUUUUACACACAGAUUCCCGCCACUUCCUGUAUUUCAGUUCUCUCUAUCACCUCCCUCUCUGCCUUUCCUUUUAGCCCUUUAGGACCGUUUCUAUUGGCCGUUUUCUCUUUUUCUCUUUGGGCUGCCCCGCCCCUUAAUCAACCCAACUAACAGUAAAGGUUAUAUUAACGUUGAUAAUCAGUUUCUGUAUGUAUCUAGCCAGAGUCUGGAAAAAAAAAUCAGAAAAAAAAACGGUUUUAUUCAAUUGUGCAAAUGUGUUUUUCUUACUAUUUUUAAUGUUAUUACAUCUUCUAAUCUAAUCCUUCUACCAUUGCUUCAGUUAGUACUGAAAUACGCUUAGCCAACCUAGAGAUUUGAACUGUAAUGAUUGCGAUUUUCCUUACCUGUAUUUUAUAUGGCAUCUUUAGACCACCGUUUAUUAUGUACGUAAGUAAAUAUUGCCCGUUUUUUUUUUUUUUUUUUUGAUGAAAAUUGUCGUCUGCACUAUGUUGUGAUUCUAUGGAAGCCUGUUUCUGCCAGUAAAAGGAAAAAAUAAGAUGAAUACUUGGCCCUAGCGACAAUAUAAUGACAAACGUCACAAAAUAACAUCUCAGAAUCUCAAAAAUAAUGAGAAACAUUAUAAUAAUCACAUAGUUUGUCUAAAAGAUGACUUGAUAUCGGAAAGGUAUCUCAAAAUAAUGAGUGAGUCUCUCAACAAUGAUUUAGCACAAAUGAGUCCUUCUUGAGACAGACUUAAUUAAUUAAAUUAAUAAAAAAACUAAAAAUUCUGACUCAGUAUAUCAAAAUGAAAUUCUCAAAAAUAACAUGGUAAUGUCGUCGUAUCUCGGGAGGAACUAACUCAAUAAUCCAAGAUAUUUUUUAGAAAAAUCAUUAUUUUGAGAUCAUAACUCUAUUUUGAGAAAAUGCCUGUUUUGAUAUAUGUAAAAUCUCUAUUUCGAGAUCUAGGACACUUAUUUUUAGCUACCAACCCAAUUAUUUUUAUAUUAUUAUUUUUUAUAUUUUGAGACAUUUUUGAGGUAGUAACUAAUUGUUUUGAGAUAAGGUAACUUAUUUUUGAGAAAGUGACUUUUUGAGAUACUUAUUCAUUGUUUUAAGAUAAGAACUUAUUUCAAGAUACUGAGUUAUUGUAGGAUAGGUCAUUGUUUUGAGAAAAAAAUCAAAAAAAUUUACAAUUUCAAAACUAAUUGUCCUGUGAUUUUAAGACGCUGUCCUUUUGAGACGUUAAAUCAUUACUUUGAGAAAGUGAAUCAUAACUUGCUUUUUAUCUCUUUAAAAUCACAUUGGCAGUAAAUGGGCUUCCAUAUAAUUCUCAUAAUUAUCCCUGAUAACAAUUUCGUGGUCGACUCAUUAUCAACCUUAAGCUGAACUCUGCGCCCUUGCACAAAGCAGCGAAACAUCUCUUGUAAACACCUGAGAACCAAAGUACACCUAGCAUCCCCCUCUACCCCCCUAUAAAGCCCCCAUAGUGCCCCGACGGUUCGCCCCCCGAGUAACAAGUUUUCUGAUGAGUAUGAUUAUAUAUAUAAUGACAUUACAGCACGUGUGAUUUAUCUGACAAGUCUGUGAGGUAACGGUGUAUUUUUAUUUUAUUUUUUAAACACUGUGGUUUUCGUGGAGACGCAGACAGACAGGGAAAGAAAGUGUGUUUGUGUGGACAGUGAGGGAGCGAUGUUGUUACUUCUUCGUUGACUGAAUUCAGGCUGUUCUGAACCAAUGCACUCGCUCAGAUCGACACUCGUACACAGAAAGGAGCAAAUAAUGCUUUCAUUCACGCUGGGGUUUUGGCGCCCUCUUUUGCAUUUUUUUUUUCUUACAUGUAAUUGUUGUGCGCUCUCAAACUUGCCUUUAACUUCCCCGACUCAGAUUGAAAGAGCAACUUCUUGCUGUGCUGAGUCUCUCCGUGUGUCGGCGCGGAGGCUGCUGACCGCGGCUGAAAUCUCCUCAGAACACACAUCUGAGAUUAGUUGGCUUCAAAAUAAACCUCAUACUGCAAGUAAGAAAUUAUUUUCCAUGUAUGAUGACGAAAAUGUGGAAACAAUUAGCAGAUAAAUUGUUUAGAAGUUAUUUGUAACUAUUAGAAAACCAAACAAGCUCAAGUUUGAAAUUUUUUAAUUGGCCGUUUCUCUUUAGAGCUGCAACGAUGGUCAGUUGAUCAGUCGAUUCACAGAAGAGAUUUUUAUAUUAUCAUUGGACUGUUGUUUAAAUAAAACCAUUUGUAUCUAUUUUCUGACAUUUAGAUUUAAAGAUAUUCUAUGCCUCUUUUUUGCCAAGAAUAACAAAGUUGGAGGCACACAGAAUGCAGUUAUACUUGCUGUGUAAUGUUACCAUGUUGAUUUUGUUCCUAAUUUUAUCUCUGCAGCUUUUAGUUUGAAAUCUGUUGUAGAUCUUUUUUUAAUGGUGGCAAUAUGACCAAAAAAAAAAAAUGUAUCGAUUUUUAACACGUAUCAAAAAAGUAUCGAUACUUUUGACAACUUCAUUUUUGACCAAACAAUCCAUUUUAACCAGAAUAAUCGUUGGUAACAGUCCUGAUAUCUUUAUGUUGGGAGAAAAUGAAUAUUUUAAAUGUCACAACAGGAAUUCUGGAAAUUUUUGAUAAUUGAUUUGAGCUUUCUGUUUAUAAUCCAUGAAAAUUCAAUUGUGAUAAAUUUCUCUUAGACUCAGCUGAUAACUGCUCAAUUUGUUUAUCAUUUUGUGAUAUUUUAAAGACCAAACUAUGAAUCAGUUGGUCGAUAAAUUAAUCGUUGCAGCUCUAAAAGACUCUAACUGUAGUCAAAUUCCAAUCCAUGAAAGUGAAAUUCUGAUCUAAUCUCCAGUUUCUCGCCUGAAUCUCAGCUGAAGUGUUGUGAGGAAGAUUCUCUGUGACCGAUGAUGAAAUGAUAAAAAGCCUCACUGCCGACGCAAACAGGAGCACCUCUGAAGAGCUCGACAAUGUUAAAGAGAACCAAAAGUCCCAGAAUAGAAAUGUACUCUGUUGUAUUGUAGAAGUCAAACAGUAUUAUUGUCUGUCAUACAGAAUGUGGAAAGGAGUCAUCAGUUGUGUUGUACCUGUUCUGAUCUAUUUGCAGGAUUCUCGCAGCAUUUUGUCCAGUUUGAGUUAUAAAAAAAAAGGUCCCUAUUCUGUCUGUCUCUCUCUACACUGCCGCUCCCCCCCUCAACAGCCCCCCAAACUCCAGUAUAAUCCCCCCCAGUCCCAGUAAGGGGCUCCAGUUGAUCAUUAUGGGCUACUUCUUGUCACGUUGGUCAAUCUUGCCCACAAUAAGUGUCCCGAUGCAUGCACUUCAGGGCCACCCGAAACUACCUGUGCAGCGAAAAGGGUUGAAAUGUAUCCAUAAUAUUACUGUUAUAGAAAUAUUAUCAUCAUCAUUAUUGCUGUUAUAAUUAUGGUUGGUAUAAUUUGUCAUCAUUGUUAGCAUUAUGGAAGCACCGGACUGUUUGUGGAAAGACAAGAAAAAAGUAAGCUUUUUUUUUUGGUUUAUUUUUAUUUUUAUUUUUUUCUGGCUGUUGGUGGUCUGAUCUCACAGAGGGAGGGGAGGAAUGGUUCAGAAAGAGACAAAGAUGGCAGUCAUGUUUGUACUGGUUGGGAAAUGACUUACAGUGCUGAAAUAAAAUUUAUUCUUUUAGUAAAAAAAGUA